Colletotrichum godetiae is the source of this 849-nucleotide messenger RNA. Its product is annotated as carbonic anhydrase. The coding region runs from base 1 to 849 and encodes 282 amino acids. Gene Ontology annotation, molecular function: zinc ion binding; carbonate dehydratase activity. The record is from RefSeq and is a predicted model, not a curated record. Gene Ontology annotation, biological process: one-carbon metabolic process. NCBI's taxonomy places the organism in Eukaryota, Fungi, Ascomycota, Sordariomycetes, Glomerellales, Glomerellaceae. The transcript has 3 exons.
AUGAAGUCAGCUACUAUCCUCUCCCUCAUUCCCGCGGUCGCCGCCUUCUGCCACCAUGGAACCAGCCUUUUUAAGAAGGAUCAGCUUUUCAAAAGGGCUGAUGGUACUUUUGGAUUCGAUGGCCUGAAUGGCCCCCUGAAUUGGCACUCCAUCAGCUCCAACAACUCUGCUUGUGCUCUUGGUAGAAGCCAGUCUCCCAUCAAUGUUCAAGAGUCAAACACCAAGCAGAUUCAGGGCUCGACCAUCACUUUCAGCCCCGACCAGCAUCCCGAGGGUGGCGAACUCGAGAAUCUCUCCGGAUUCCUAGAGGUUCGCGCAAACGGUACCAUGAAGAAUGGCGGCAAGACCUACAGCCUGCGUCAAUUCCACUUCCACACCCCUAGUGAGCAUCGUAUCAACGGCGAGCACUUCCCCCUCGAAGUUCAUUUUGUUUGGGAGGCUGAAAUUGGAAAUGGCUCCUCUCUCGCUGUCGUUGGCUUCCCGAUUGAGGUUGCUGAGACUUCCGACCCUCUUUUGGCCGCCGUCUUCAAGAACGUUGACAAGGUCACCGAGUUCGGAUCACACGCUGAAACUGGACCUCUGGACUUCACCAGUCUGGCUGAGCAUAUCGCAAAGAACACCAUCUACCAAUACACAGGCUCUCUCACCACCCCUCCUUGCACUGAGUCUAUUGCCUGGAACGUUGUUGGCAGCCCGAUCCCCCUCGAUAUUGCGACCUACCUGAAGACGAAGAGCAUCAUGAAGUACAACGCUCGCUAUACCCAGAACAGCCCUGGUGAAAUGAACUUGUUGGAAAACGCAUAUGAGAGCCUCAAGAAGAUAAUCGAGAGUGAACAAGGUACGAACUAG